UGUAUGCGUGCGUGCGGGUGUUCGUACGGGUACGCGCUCUAAUGUCAGCAGCGCCUAAGCUACCGCUCACACUACCGGCGGCGCUCCGCGCGUCUGGACGGACACCGGACUCUCGUGCGUGCUGCACUCCUUAACUUCGUGCCGUUUGAACUGCGUGCACAGUUUGCAUCAGCCAGCUGGGUGAGAAGCAGUUAUUUGUUUUUUUUUUAAUUUAUUUUUCCUCCUCUUGCCUGCGCUUCUUCAAGUGAACUUUCCAUGACGGACUUGCUUCGGCUCUGACUCCUCUACAGCCGGGUUUGGAUUUGCAUGCUGAUGCCAGAGAGCAGCGGGAUUGCAGUUUAAAAGAGGGAUGCAAAACGGGGAACAUUUGUCACUUUAAAGGAGUCGAGUGGCCAACCUGAGCGAAUUUGGAUUACCUGAUGACUCUUCAAAAGGUGCAUUUAGCCUUCGGUCCCACAGACCGAGAUCGCGGAUAACAAACGGACCCGUAAGUGCAGCGCAAAAAACAAAAAACGGGAUGUAAAAUUCGGGAAGACAUGAAAAAGAACUGAGUAAAGCGCGCUACCUUUAUGUUUCAGAGACGGCUAACUGCACGGAUGCCUUAAAAACGGAACAAAAGUUUCCAAAAAUUGUGCUACGCGGACGAUGGAUUUAAAGGGGAAAUCGUAAAUUGCCGGUACGUAUCAUCGGCGCAUCACCGAGGACUUUUUUUGCGAAAGCUCUCGGACGGAAUGGCUUCAGCAGGCGGACACUUGAAAGUAUCUGCUUCGAAAAAGAGGGCGCAGAAAACGGCCGUUGCUGUUCUGCUUGGACGGUUCUAGAGUGACGAGAGCUGAUUGCGGUGGUCGCACCAAUUCUCUUGGCUCUAGGAAAGGAAAAAUUGGCUACCUGUCUGCCCCAUACCUGUAGAGCUGCGUAUGACGAGGAGUAUCCAGCCUUUUGCCCCAUGCUGGUUCCGAAGACACGUGAGCGCUCCUCUGUUUCCUGACACCGGGUAUUCGACGGACUGUGCGAUUUAAUGGUCAUCAUUGACCACUCGACGAUUGUUGGAAAAUAAAACUUUUGCUGGGGUGGGGAAUUCCUCAAAGCGACCUGAAUCACUUCCCUUGCGCCGAUCUUGUGCGGGCCAUAAUGGUUCAGCUGGAGUUGUCUCUACUGGUUUUCAGCCUUAUGUCCUGGUUCUUCGUUUGUGCGGACGAUGCUGGCAAAGUGAUUUCUGACCGGUACGCCGUCUACUGGAACAGCACCAACCCCAGGUUCCUGCGAGGGGAGUACACGGUGGAUGUCAGCAUUAAUGACUACCUGGACAUUUACUGCCCGCACUAUGAAGAAGCCCUGCCUCCCGACAGAAUGGAGCACUACAUCCUUUUCAUGGUGAACUACGAUGGCUACAUGACCUGCGACCACCGAAUGAAGGGCUUCAAGCGCUGGGAGUGCAACCGGCCACAGAGCCCCAAUGGGCCCCUCAAGUUCUCGGAGAAGUUCCAGCUCUUCACGCCCUUCUCCCUGGGCUUCGAGUUCCGCCCAGGCCAUGAGUACUACUACAUCUCAUCGCCACAUCCCAGUAUUGUUGGGAAGCCAUGUCUGAAGCUGAAGGUCUACGUGAGACCCACAAACGACUCCGUCUACGAGUCCCCCGAGCCUUUCCUCACGGAUGACAACUUGGCCUCGUCACCCGCGUCCCCGGCGCUGUCGCUGCUCCUCUUCCUGCUCCUCCUGCUGCUGGCCACCUCAUAGCGUGGCCUCGGUGACCAGGGGACGCCUCCUCCGUGAACUGUCACCGCCCCAAUUGGAACGCGAUCCUGGUGUUCUCGAAUUUGAUUGGUUGUUUUUUUUUUGUUUUUUUUCUGAUUUUCUUUAAUGUCUUUUUUUUUUUUUUGUGGUGGACCAGACGCACAAAGCCUGAUCAGCAUUGAUGCGAGGCGCCCCCCACCCCCUCCAGGAGGGACUGAGUGACGGACUGAGUGGACGGGCGCCUCGACACAGCCGAGCCUUUCUUUCUUUUCUUUCCACUUGUAUUUUUCUGUGUGUGGCGAGCCCCACAGUGGAGGCGCCCUGGAGAGCCGGUGACGCUCGUCAGUUCUGCUCCUCCGCCGCCACCCUGCUCCGGUCGCACAGGACCACGACUCUGCCAAAGACCACUCGUCCACGUUGUUUACUUUGCGCGGCAGUCGGAGAGGCGGUGACGGAGCGGCGGGCCGCCGGCUAUUCUGGACUCCCAUCGGGAUGUGGGCACUCACGGCGGAGCUGGAGGGACACGACGUGGUGGACAAAAGCACACACAAGAGAUGGAGGUCACUGGACAAAAAGGCACCGAGAAGGAUCUGAAACUGACGGGAAAAAAUAGGAGCAAAAAAAUAAAAUUAAAAUAAAAAUACAACGGAAGUGACGACAAAAACGUCAGAUUGGCAAAAUUCAAAGCCGCAGAGAAAUGGACAUGUCUAGCAAAAAUGCGAAAGGGAAAAAUUCAAUACGGGAUGAAGAAACGCUGACCUCUCCGAAAAAUCAAUGAAACGGAAUACAAGAAAAAAACAAAGGGACACGAAAUGGAACUGAAAUGACAUCAGCGUUUUACCAAAGCGAUGAAAAUAAGCCACGAAUAGGAAAAAAA
Erpetoichthys calabaricus (reedfish) is the source of this 2611-nucleotide messenger RNA. It is a transcript of the gene efna2a, whose product is annotated as ephrin-A2a. Gene Ontology annotation, biological process: ephrin receptor signaling pathway; axon guidance; osteoclast differentiation. The record is from RefSeq and is a predicted model, not a curated record. The transcript has 4 exons. The coding region runs from base 1132 to 1737 and encodes 201 amino acids. Gene Ontology annotation, molecular function: ephrin receptor binding. Gene Ontology annotation, cellular component: plasma membrane. Lineage: Eukaryota; Metazoa; Chordata; Cladistia; Polypteriformes; Polypteridae.